UGACUUGCUUACCGCCGAGAAAAACAAUACCUAACGGACAAUGAUUCGGCGGAAUGUUAUUUCUAGCAGUUUUCAAUCGGAUUGAAUGGAAUCUGUCGGUAUAUUUUUAUUUCUUUACUAUUUUACUGCUUGGUGAAUUGAUAAGUUGCGAAAAAGACACUGAAGGAAGUGCUUCGAUAGGUGCCAUGACCUCGCCCAAUAAAAUUUGGCAUCAACGAAGAACAUGCUUCAACAUGGCAGAUCCUGCGUUGGAGGAAGCUAAACAAUUCUUCCAGGACCUGACCCCGUACCGCAGUAAACACUUUGAGCCAAUAUCCGAUGAAGCAAUACGAGGAUUUCUGCUGUAUUUUUCAUCCGUAACGAAAGUUGUUGAAAGACUUGAUAUGACGAAAGGGGAAUAUCGAUUAAGCAUUGCUUGGUAUGAUACUAUCGGAGACUAUCUACGUGGAUAUUUAAUACCAAUUUCCCAGUAUUGCUUCUACGCUGGGAACGUCAGUUACCAAUCAGUUCAUUCUGUGUCAGAUUACUACCGAACAAUUAAAAUGGUUCUCGACACAAGCGGACAAGGAUGGAGCCGAUCGAACAUUACCAUCAUGAAUGUAGAACAAUCUGUUGACGCUUUUGGUACCACUAAAGCCCGCUUCAACUGCUCAGAGCUCGCGUUUAAUACUUCCACAGACAUUCCUCUCCCGAAGGUAGAGCUGGAUGAUGACGAUCAAGUAAUCAUCUCAUUAUGGGUUCCGCUGAAGUCGCGCCAAUUCUACGAUCCUCGAUCGAAAAGAUCACUGUCAGUUCUCCGCAUUUAUUAUCAAACAGUUGACCGAUGUAUUCCACAUACGGCGAAGUCACGUAGGAAUUUUGUGAGCACAUUCAUGAAAUGGAUCGACCAGAACCUAACCAAUCACCUGAUGGACGAACAGUUUUAUCCUGGGUUAGAGUCAAUUCUUCGAAUUAAAAAAACCCUGGAAGCGACCAUCGCUGGUAAAGUUCUAACGAAAAAGUCAGUCGAAGAAAAUGAUAACGAAUCGAACGAUGAGUCUCGAGGAUUUUUCGGAGAUCUGUUCGCUCCGAUCGUAUCCUCAAGUGCGGACGAAGACUACGAGGAUAACGAAGACAGGCUAAAACAAGAUCGUCUAUAUUACAUCAAGAUUGGCAUCGCGUCCAUCGGCUUAGGACUGCUAUUGCUGAUAGUAAUAGUGGCAGUUGUAAAGUUGAUAAAAAAUAGAAAAAUGAUGAAGCGGAAAUCAAAGCAUACUCGGUUGAGGAGUUCAGAUCGAAGAAGGUUCUCGGGCCAUCAAAAUGGUGCCGCAUCGGACGAAGAAGUUCUAUUGGCACUUGACAAAAAACCAUCAAAGACUAACGCAUCGGAAACCAGUGACAGUCGUUGGCGAUACGUUAAACCUUCGAUUAGCCAGAAAUUUCUACGGAAAAAAGACCCACCCAGCAGGCAGCUGAUGCCCGCGUUUAGUGACUCGGAAGACAACAGUGAUCCAAUUCCGUUUCAGCCGAAAAAGCAGUCCGUUGAACGAACGCCUCUGAUCGGAGGAAGGGAAAGUAACAAUAGACGAAAGAAACGUUGCGGGCGGGGUUGUCUGUGCAUGAACUGCAUUCGAGUGCCGAAAACAUCGGCUGAAUCUCAGGAUAUCCAAAGCAGCUCCCAGUACAGGCUGGUUGAUGAAACGGGUGCUGGGAAUGAUGUUGAGCAGAUCAAGAAUAUUGCUCCAACCAGGGAGGAAAGUUCUCGACGAUCGUGUACUGUCCAUAAAAAGGACUUGUCGAAAAGUAGAGAAUAAUGAACGAGAGCAGAAGUACUAGAUCGUAACCUAACGAUAACAAUUUCCUAUAAUUCGCGUUGAUACAACAAUAAGCUCAAUGGGCAUUUUU
Molecule: messenger RNA, 1884 nt
Organism: Wyeomyia smithii (pitcher-plant mosquito)
Lineage: Eukaryota; Metazoa; Arthropoda; Insecta; Diptera; Culicidae
Exons: 3
Coding region: 54-1793 (579 amino acids)
Source: RefSeq, a predicted model, not a curated record